This is a messenger RNA of Priapulus caudatus, 582 nucleotides long. Its product is annotated as carbohydrate sulfotransferase 11-like. The transcript has 2 exons. The record is from RefSeq and is a predicted model, not a curated record. NCBI's taxonomy places the organism in Eukaryota, Metazoa, Priapulida, Priapulimorpha, Priapulimorphida, Priapulidae. Bases 1 to 582 code for a protein of 193 amino acids. Gene Ontology annotation, molecular function: sulfotransferase activity. Gene Ontology annotation, cellular component: membrane. Gene Ontology annotation, biological process: carbohydrate biosynthetic process.
AUGAUUUCUAUCUUUCAGGUGCAGAGUCGUCUGCUACCGGAUGAAAUCAACAGGCUGGAGCGCGAACAGACGAAGAGGAAACGGAGAGUGCACCGCGCAUGCGCAGCCAACCUCACGCACGCGUCUGCGAAGGGCGCGCUCGGCAAGGCAGAGAACUUCAACUACUAUAAAAAGGUGAUCGUUGACGACGAACACAAACUACUCUACUGCAACGUGCAAAAGAUCGCCUCCACGAACUGGAAGCGAGUGUUAAUCGCUCUGCGAUACCAUCCUCCCAAGGACCCGGCGACAAUCAACAAAUCUCUCGUUCACCGCAAGGGGGGCAACUGGACCUACUUAGCCGCCUUCAAUGCGAAAGAGCGUCAGUAUAGACUCGACAACUAUUUCAAAUUCCUCUUCGUGCGGAAUCCCUACGAGCGACUGCUCUCGGCGUACAUGAAUAAGUUUGUGGAGCAGAACCCGCUCUUUCAGCAAACGUACGUGCCUCUCAUCGCUCGCAUGUACCGCGGCGGCAACAACGCUACCGGUGGCGCCAUCGCGCGGAACGAAACGGUAACCUUUGGCGAGUUUCUGAGAAUCUAG